Molecule: messenger RNA, 492 nt
Organism: Symbiodinium necroappetens
Lineage: Eukaryota; Dinophyceae; Suessiales; Symbiodiniaceae
Source: the annotation of a GenBank genome assembly
AUGAUGGACAGAAUGAACGAGUCUCGGAAGAUGGCCAACUCGGAUUCAGAAAAUGUUGCAAACAGAAGAAAAGCUGCCGACAUUAUAUCUGAGUUGCAUAAGCGCACCAUCUAUGCCGAGCUAACUCAGAAGCAGGAGCUGAGUGAGUCUGGGAAGCUGCCCAAUCAGCAGAAGCGCCGUUCGCCGGUUCCGUUGACUGCAGAUCCUCCCCAGACUCCCGACGCCGAAGCACUUCCUGAAGGUCUGGAUUCUCCGGUCAGCGAUGUGGUGCAAAAGACGCCCACUUCUGCACGUUUGCAGGGAAGAAACACGAUAACACCACUCAGCUCGGAGAAGAAGAUUCAGAUCUUGCAGAUCAAAGUUCUCUCAACCAAAGGACUUCGCUCUGCUGACAGCCACAGAACGCCGGAGACCUUCUGCGUAUGCGAGCUGGUCGGCAAGAAAGGCACCAGAUGUGAAAUCGGGAAGAAAGGCGUCAAAGGCGAAGUGAAG